This is a messenger RNA of Symbiodinium necroappetens, 186 nucleotides long. The record is from the annotation of a GenBank genome assembly. Lineage: Eukaryota; Dinophyceae; Suessiales; Symbiodiniaceae.
AUGCACGACCGUCACCUACGGAGGCUUGACCGUCUGCAGGAUUUUGUCGUUGCAGAUCCGGACUCCUUCGAGAGUGAGGUGCGAGGCCGGCGUGGAAGCAGAUGUGGGACUGCUGUGAGCAACCCGAUGCAAGGGUCACAACCGGAUGUCGUGGGCGAUGAGUACCUCCAGUACAUAAGCCCAUAA